CCCAGCCCUACCGCGCGCGGCCCCGAGCUCUGCCGCCCGGAACUUUGGGCACUGCCUCUGGGACCCCUGCCGGCCAGCAGGCAGGAUGGUGCUUGCCUCGUGCCCUUUGGUGCCCGUCUGCUGAUGUUCCCAGCCUGCUUCCGCCAUGCCGCCCUCCAUCUCAGCCUUCCAGGCCGCCUACAUCGGCAUCGAGGUGCUCAUCGCCCUGGUCUCUGUGCCCGGGAACGUGCUGGUGAUCUGGGCGGUGAAGGUGAACCAGGCGCUGCGGGAUGCCACUUUCUGCUUCAUCGUGUCGCUGGCGGUGGCUGAUGUGGCCGUGGGUGCCCUGGUCAUCCCCCUCGCCAUCCUCAUCAACAUUGGGCCACAGACCUACUUCCACACCUGCCUCAUGGUUGCCUGUCCAGUCCUCAUCCUCACCCAGAGCUCCAUCCUGGCUUUGCUGGCAAUUGCCGUGGACCGCUACCUCCGGGUCAAGAUCCCUCUCCGGAGAAUGAGCCAAUGCAUGGCAAGCACUAAAUCUUAGAUCCUGAAGACUCAACCUUCGAGCAAAAGACACACACCUCCCCGCUCACCGGGCCCUGGAUGGGGAGGGGGCUCCUCUUAGAGGCCCCUGGAGGCCAGGUGUGCCUCGGAGGGGCCCUUCGAGGCAGCUGGGAGGCAGAUCCUGACACUCUGCCCUCCUCUCUCCCAGGUACAAGAUGGUGGUGACCCCCCGGAGGGCAGCGGUGGCCAUCGCCGGCUGCUGGAUCCUCUCUUUCGUGGUGGGGCUGACCCCUAUGUUUGGCUGGAACAAUCUGAGUGCAGUGGAGCGGGCCUGGGCGGCCAACGGCAGUGUGGGGGAGCCCGUGAUCAAGUGUGAGUUCGAGAAGGUCAUCAGCAUGGAGUACAUGGUCUACUUCAACUUCUUCGUGUGGGUGCUGCCCCCGUUGCUCCUCAUGGUCCUCAUCUACCUGGAGGUCUUCUACCUGAUCCGAAAGCAGCUCAACAAGAAGGUGUCGGCCUCCUCCGGCGACCCGCAGAAGUACUAUGGGAAGGAGCUGAAGAUCGCCAAGUCGCUGGCCCUCAUCCUCUUCCUCUUUGCCCUCAGCUGGCUGCCUUUGCACAUCCUCAACUGCAUCACCCUCUUCUGCCCGUCCUGCCACAAGCCCAGCAUCCUCACCUACAUUGCCAUCUUCCUCACGCACGGCAACUCGGCCAUGAACCCCAUUGUCUAUGCCUUCCGAAUCCAGAAGUUCCGGGUCACCUUCCUUAAGAUUUGGAAUGACCAUUUCCGCUGCCAGCCUGCACCCCCCAUUGACGAGGAUCUCCCAGAAGAAAGGCCUGAUGACUAGACCCCGCCUUCUGCUCUCACCAGCCCACAUCCAGCGGGGUCUCAGUCCAGUCCUCCCCUGCCCGCUGUCCCAGGGGUCUCCCUGAGCCUGCCCCAGCUGGGCUGUGGGUCGGGGGCAUGGGGGAGGCUCUGAAGAGAUACCCAGAGAGCAUGAUCCCUCCACUAGGAGUUAACUACCCUACACCUCUGGGCCCUGCAGAAGGCUUGGGAGGGCAAGGAUCCUGUGAAGGGACCGGGUGUCUAGAGGUGAGAGUGUUCAGAGCGCCCACCUGCCUUACCAUCCCACGAGCAGUCCAGCGCUUCAGGCCUGGGCAGGUCUUGGGGAGGCUGAGACUGCAGAGGAGCCACCUGGGCUGGGAGAAAGUGCUUGGGCUUCUGCAGUGAGGCAGGGGGUCUGCUUGUCUUUGGUGUUAGUGAUGCAGCCCCAGGCCCAGCUUAAGGAGAGGAGAGCAUCCCCUCUGAGACAGAUGGGAGGAGAGAGGUUGGGGAUGCACUGGCCUGGCUGUCUCUCCUGUUCUGUAGGAGAGGGUAGCCAGAAGCAGCUAAGGGA
Sapajus apella (tufted capuchin) is the source of this 1880-nucleotide messenger RNA. It is a transcript of the gene ADORA1, whose product is annotated as adenosine A1 receptor. NCBI's taxonomy places the organism in Eukaryota, Metazoa, Chordata, Mammalia, Primates, Cebidae. Gene Ontology annotation, biological process: G protein-coupled adenosine receptor signaling pathway. The transcript is spliced from 3 exons. The record is from RefSeq and is a predicted model, not a curated record. The coding region runs from base 699 to 1331 and encodes 210 amino acids. Gene Ontology annotation, cellular component: synapse; membrane; dendrite. Gene Ontology annotation, molecular function: G protein-coupled adenosine receptor activity.